AGCUAGUGCAGGAAGAAACCACUGGAGUCUGUCUGUGAGGUGCCUAUGUUUGUCUGUCUAUCUGUCUGUCUGUCUGUCUGUCUGUCUGUCUGCGUCUAAAUACAUACAAAGCACCCACCCCAACCGCUCACGGACAAAGCAUCUGCCUGUCUGUCCGGAAUACUCUCACUUCGAGCCACUCACUUCUCGGCUCACCGACCGGUACCGCGCUUGUGGCCAGUGUCGCGACGCGAGCGAGGAUGGAAAUCAAGACAUCCCGUGUUCAGGCCGUCUUGAUCUCCAUCACCUUUCGCAAUGGACAGCGGCCCAGCAGCGGGGGGAUACACAAGCAGAGGAAAACAAGAUACAUACACGUCUGGCAGCUCUCACACACACAUGAAUGCGCUCACAAGACAAGAGAGGACCAAUCUCACGGUAUGACGGUCCCCAUGCACUCGAUGGCCCCCCCUCCCCCGCCCACAGCCACGCGCAAGACCAUCGGUGCUGCUGGGGUCGGCGGAUCUCGAAACACACAGAGAGCCGCUGCAGACCACACCAUGGACAGACAGACAGACAGUUUCACAUAUAAGCCGUGCAACGUACUUACCGGCGUCCUGGACGGCAGUGCGUGUGUGGCUGCAUUCGGUCAAGACCAGCGCCUCAUGACCGUCAGAACUGUCCGGCUGUGUCUGCGCCGCCCAGCCGAUCUUCCACACACGGACGUGCUGGUCCCAACCCACCGUCACGUAAUGCCAGUGGCGCUUGUUGCAGCUGUCAUCGCCACAGUGGGACGGAGCCAGCACACCACCUGCACACGCACAUACAGGCUGCAGACGUGCACCAAUCCAAUCCGGGUGUGUGGUGUGGGCGCGGUGCGUUUGCUGACAUCGAAGUGAGGAGUGGUGUGCGUUUGGCAGUGUCCAUGUGGGGAUGGCCUGGCUGUCAGUAUGGUCGCACAGCUGCAGCGAGUGGGGCUGUUGUGUGUGGCGGGAGAGGCGGACACGCGCAGAGGUAAUGGACUGGUCGUCACUGCCCGUGCAGACCAGGAGAUCCACACAUGUCGCCUACACACAUGACACAGACAGACACGAAGGCACACAGUACAUGGGUCUCUCUCUGUCUCUCUCUCUGUCUGGCUCCCUGACCAACCGUCGAUUCGAUGACGGCUGCAUCCACGGCGUUGGUUCCCACUUGAUGCGCCCGGUAGGAGGCGACAAGCCUCAGCCCGCCCUCGCCCACCUUGACCCGCCCACCUCUCCCCCUCCCACUCCCCUCCACACACCUGCCGCCUCUCUUGUAGCCCCUCUCAUGAGCCCUCUCCCACACACACGGCACAUCAGUCCACGCAGACGUUGCAGAUGCAGACGCAGCCUGACUCCCACCACCACCAUCGCCACAUGCACUAGAGGUGGCGUCAUAGAGCGAGACAUUGCCGUCCUUGGUCCCUACUAUCAACAGUACCACAUGCACGCCCCUUUUAUCUACAUCAGCCAGAGGGAUCGGCACAGACAGACACUUGAUGGCCAGCACGGUGGAGGGCAGGGAGGUGAUGGACUGCAGCAGGGCGUGAGUGGGGGAUGGUGGGAGGGCCAUGCGGGUCGUGUACAGGAGAGCUCCAGAGGUGCCCGCGAAGAUUGUCAGGUGGCGGGAAGAGGGCGACAGGUGUGACGCAACGGCCUGCAUUCACCAAAGACACACACAUGGGAUGGAGAUCUCUCCCUGUGCUGUCGUGCGUCUGUCUGGCUGACCAUGAAUCGCUGGUCGGGUAUCUGCGGCUCCGUCGCAAUGUCGCCAACGGCCAGCUUGCGCACAUGGGAGAGCCGGCCCGCCUGAGCCACGAACACGUUCAUAACCAUCCUCGCACCUGAACAAACAAACGGGCGGAUACGCACUCAUCCUGUCUUGCCUGAGCACAGACCGGCAGAAAUGACCAGAUGGGCGUCGUCUUGCCACUUGGCGACAUCGAGGCACCGCACGGCAGCAGGGUGCAUUACACAGGUCUGCACGGACGUCAUGACGGUGCCGCUGCUGACGCCACCGCCGUCAUCAUUAUCAUCACCACUCCCACUGACGCGGACGAGUCGCACCGCAUUGUCCUCACCCGCCGUCACAAGCAUGUCUACACACAGAGAGAGAAAGGAAAAAUGGGCCGGCCACACACGUGUGUGUGGACGGACAGCUUUUCCUCUCACCCACCUUUAUCGAUCCAUUUGAGAGCCAGCACCUCUCGCCCGUGGAAGCCAGGCACCAGCGACCUUCCCUCGCGCUCACUCUCAUUCUCAUCUUGUGACGAUGAUGGGUCCGCUUGCCGCGCCGCAGCAACGGAGUGCACCGAGAGUGUGUCGUGUCUGCUGAAGGCGAACGACAUGCGGCCUCCCCUGUGCAGGAACGAAAAGGCCCGGCGAGAGCCGCCGCAGCAGACGCGCCAAACCUCCUGUUUGCAAACACGAGGACAGGGGUGUUGGUGCUUCCUGACUGUGUGCGCUCAGACCAUUGAUGUGCUGAGGUCCCACAGGACGAAGUCUUGGUCGCGGAAGGCGACGAUGAGAGACUUGUUGUCAGGUGAGGUGGUCGUUGUUGAUGGCGUCGUGUGUAUGAGCUGGUGCAGCUGAUUCAGCUGAGACACACGGUAGGAAGAGAUUCGCUGCAGAGGAGGCGAUGCAUCUGAUCGAAACACAUCCAUCGUGACACACACACAUUCAGGUAUAUCUUCGUUCUUCUGGCCGGCCCUCUCCCCGUACCGUGGUGCCACUUGUAUUCACAGAUGCACCCGUCCGCCCCGCAAGACAUCACCCGCUCCCCCUCCCGCGUCAGCCCCAACACCUUCCCCCCACCAUGCACACGCUCCUCGCUGACAACCACCCUCCCCCUCAACAUCCCCUCUCCCUCUCCCUCGCCCACAGACACCCACACCACAUGCACACCUCCGUGCUCAUCGCCCAGCAUCACGUGUGAAGCGUCAACUACCAAGGCGCUCAUGAGACGGCAGCUUCUGGUCUUUGAUGUGGCUGGGGAGGGGGAGAGGUUGAUGGCCGCUGCCCCAGGGGGGCAUGGCGACAUAGGCGGGCUGACGGCAAGGGUGGUGGAUGGCGGCGCCUGGUCGUGUGUGAGGGCGGGGGUGUGGGGGAGCAGGCGUAUGUCGCCUGUGAAGUCUGCCGCUAGGAUGAGGGGAGGGUAAAGGUGGUCGGCGAGAGUGAGAACAAAGACACGGUCGACCCUCUUGUUGGUGUAGAUGCUGCGCUGGUAGGCAUGGAGCCGGUCAUAGGCCGUCCACGAGCCUUGGCCGCCGGGCAACCAAGCCACCACGACGCUCCCGUCUGCACAGCUGCACGCCAGCACACUACACACGGACAGGCCAGGCAGAGGGAGGUAUAUCGGUGGGUGCAUCCUGGCUUGGCUGACCAUAGUUGCUGACCUGCCACUGACAUCCAUGCCGGUGAAUUGUGUGGGGAUGGUGGUGGUCUCCAGCAGCAGGCGAGCCGACACAGGCCCACCGGCAUCAUUGGUCCAUUGCAGGAUGAACACCCGCCCGCUUUGUGUGGCCAGGAGGGCUGACUGGUGGUCGGUCAUGUGCACUGACUUGAUGACGUCUCUUUGACCGCUGCUGCUCCUCGUGUACCCCUAAUCUCACACACACAUAUAUCAAUCAGACCAGUGGGCGUAUGUGUCUGUGUGCGGUGCAUCGGUACGUCGGGAGGUAUCUGCCACGAGGCCACGGCGUCGCUUUGGGGAUUGUCGGCUUUGGCACCGUCCUCUAAGCGUGGCGGCAUGUGUUGGUCGACGUGCCAGAGCUUGACGUCGCAGUCCUCACCACCAGACACCACUGCACAGACAGACAUACCACAAUGCAAUACACCACAGCACACGGAGAGGAAUGAUAACAGAAGUGAGAAGGAAAGUUUGCUUCUGAUCUGAGUGAGUGUACCGAUUGGUCUAGUUGUGUGCCCCUGGACGCUCCGCACACCACGGCCGCAGUGACCUGACGACAUUUACACACACACACACACACACACAGAGAGAGAGAGAGAGCGGGGGACACGUGUGUGUGCAGAUGACAUGUAGAGGACAGAGAGAGAGAGAGAGCGGGGGACACGUGUGUGUGCAGAUGACAUGUAGAGGACAGCAUUCAUUCAGUCACUCACUCACCGAGGAAGGAGGCCACUUGUGUGCCAUCGGACCGCCACAGACGGACAGUCGAGUCCUCACUGACACGAACGAACACGCACAGCACCACACCCAGCCAAUGAGCAAACCUGCCUGCCUGCCUGCCUGGGGCGGUCCGUACCCUGCAGUGGCGACCAGGAAAGGUGCCGGGAGGAAAUGAGCGUCCGCCGCAUCAGCAGCAGCCGACGGCACCACUGAUACAUCCCACACCCUAACAGACAGACAGACAGACGCCCAUCCAGCCCCGCCCAUCACGUGCAAGUGAAGUGCUCAUGUGUGUGGUGUGUAUGGUAUGCAAUGGACCUGACCUGCUGGUGUGUCCCUCGAGCACCCCGAUGCACUCAUAAGGUGACUGACGGUCAUGCACGUCAACGCGCCGCCACACACGGGCUGUCCUACACACGCAGAUAGACCGGCCACACACACAAACAGACAGACAGAUGGAUGGAUGGAUCCAUCACACGUGCGGGUUUGUGUGUUUCCGUGGUUGCCUGCCCUGCCUGUCAUCGCUGGUCGAGCAGAGGACGGCCCCAUCAAAGAAGAAACGAAGACGGAACAACACACCUGUUUGGGGGUGAACACCAUGAUAUGCAUUCCUGCCCUCGCCCUCCCGCUUCUGCCUGCCUUACCUCUGUGCCCACAGAGCUCCUGCGUCACCUCCACACGCUCACUCGCCACGCCCGGCCGGUCCUCACCAUCAAGAUCAAACCACCACAGCAAUAUCUACGCAGACAUGGAAACACACGCUAUGCUGCACGCCACGCACCCUUCACACACACACACACACGACAAGCCAAGCCAGGCCCACCUUGCUGAAUGCAGUUCCCGCAGCAACCAACACCCUUCCGUCAUCACCACAGCCGACGACAAGCAGGCCCAUAGAGUACAGCAGGCUGUCGUCGCGGCACUCCACAGACAUCAGGCUGACCAUGGUACCCUCCCUCACACACACCUGCUCGACCGUGUUGUGGGCGCACCCCACCAGGAGGGUGAGGGGUGACGCCUGUGGCUGUCGCGGUGAUCGUGCGGUGAGCAUCUGUGUCGUGAGGAUCCACUCGCGAGUGUGGUAAGGGCGAUGGCAGGGCGACGGAGGAGUCGACACUGCAGUGCAUGCCACACAUGACAUGGCAGUGCGGUGCGCAAGAGGGUUUCGAUUGCAUUGCGGUGGUUGGUUUGUCGUUGGUGUUGCUUAGCUUACAUGAGUAGAGCUGCAGCCUCCUACCGCCCCAGGCCAGCAGAUAGGAAUCACUCUCACCACCUCACAGACAGACAGACAGACAGACACAAACACACCUGUCCGUCCGUCCGUCCAUUCAUUCAUCUCUCCCCUCCCUCUCUCCCUCCCUUACGUAGGCACCUGUGUGAUGGUCCAGGCCGUGGACAUGCGUGUGAUCUGAGAAGGCCAGCGGGCCAUGCAGCUCCCGACCGGUGGCUGCACUGAAGCACCGGAUGCAUCCGCCGCUGGCAAAGGCCACGUUCAUCUCGGCGUGUGCAUGUCCGUAGAAGGUCACAGCCUUGACAGAGCCCACGAAGCACCGCCAUUCAAGGGUGAGGUUGGACUCAUCGGACUUGAAGCUCUCAAACAUGAGUGGCUUUCAGUGGGUCCUGAAAGCCAUUUGGGCCAUUACAGCAUAGAGG
Messenger RNA from Vitrella brassicaformis, 5781 nucleotides. The record is from the annotation of a GenBank genome assembly. NCBI's taxonomy places the organism in Eukaryota, Vitrellaceae.